Molecule: messenger RNA, 822 nt
Organism: Eremothecium cymbalariae DBVPG#7215
Lineage: Eukaryota; Fungi; Ascomycota; Saccharomycetes; Saccharomycetales; Saccharomycetaceae
Gene: YIH1
Product: Yih1p
Exons: 1
Coding region: 1-822 (273 amino acids)
Biological process (GO): regulation of translational initiation
Cellular component (GO): cytoplasm
Molecular function (GO): protein binding
Source: RefSeq, a predicted model, not a curated record
AUGAGUGAGGUUGAAGAACUAGAUGAGGAACUUGCAGCAAUCGAGGCGAUCUAUCCUAAUCAUGUAAAUAGAAUAAAUGACACUAGAGUUGCAAUAAGCGUCCCUCAACAUGACGAUGUCUCUAUUCAAAUGACAUUUCCCACUGCGUACCCUGCCCAAGAACCACCAAAUAUACUUGAAGUAUCUGUGACUAAUGAAAGAGCAAGAUGCUAUGAUAAAAAAUAUUUAAAAUCUCUGUUUGAAGAAGUAAUGGGAUCUGUGUAUCAUCAGGGCUCUGUAUGUGUGUUUGAUUUCUUAACUGAGUUGGAUGGUAUUUUAUAUGUCGAAGAACAAGCCAUAGAGGAUAAAGAACCGGAAAAUAAUGAAGACCAGACCGAGUUACACCUGGAUCCAUUUGCAGGAUGGAUACAAAGUGAGCCCGUAACUGACCGUGCUUCAACAUUUAUUGCAUUCGCAGCUCACGUGAACUCGGAAGAGGAAGCAUUUAAGAAGUUAGAUCUUCUGAAGACUGAUAGAAGGAUCAUGAAGGCAACUCACGUAAUGGCAGCUUGGAGAAUUCAGGGCUCUGGAGGGAUUACAUAUCAAGACAGUGAUGAUGACGGUGAGACCGCUGCAGGUGGCCGAAUGUUGCAUUUGCUUACGAUUAUGGAUGCGUGGAAUGUCAUCGUUGCUGUAUCCAGAUGGUUUGGAGGGAUACGCCUUGGUCCUGACAGAUUCAAGCAUAUAAAUUCGACUACCAGAGAAGCCAUAGUUAGAGGAGGCUUUGUUAAUGAGUCGAAAAGUGGUGGUUCCUCAGCUGUUAAACAGGGCAAGAAAAAAUAA